AUGGGUUCUUUAUGCGCUCGUAUAUUCGGUGGUCGUAACACUGACCCUUCAAAGCCGGAAGGACCGUCGACUGGGGUAAAUCCUUAUACUAUCCCAAUAGAAGUAACAGAAGAUUUCUCAGAGGACGCACCUCCCAUCCCACCUCGACCAAUAGUUCAUUCGCCACCACCAACAAAAGUCGACGCAUCGGAUAACGAACAGCUGCAAUUACUGAAACCGAUAUAUAUUGCUCGAAAUUCUUAUCAAGCACAAACUGCGGAUGGUAUUUCGUUUGACGUUGGUGACGAGUUUGAAUUUAUUUGCAAUACAGACAAUCAAUUUUUUAAAAUGAGACAUCUUCGCUCGGCUAAGACUGGUCAGGUUCCAAAAAAUUCCGUACAACUAGAUCCAGACACACCCAUUAGACUUGGUGUUACUGAUAAAGGUACAAUUGAACGGUGUCUAUUUAAAUAUAAUGUCCUAUUUAGCUACCUCAUUCGUCGCAGCGAAAACAAAAAGAAUUAUGUUUUGAGUGUGAAUCAACCAAAUCCAGAACGAAAUACUCUCUGCUGGCAUUAUUUGAUAGAAACCGAUCCAAUAAAUCAUCGGUUUUACCUAUCGUUAGAAGAAAAAUUGAAACACAAAUCCUAUUCAUCAUUUUCGUCCCUUGUUCAAGAUCCUGAUUUACUCAGCAGAAUUCCUUUGAAGGAACCCAUCAGUAAAGAUUUUAUCAUUAAUAAAGACGAACUCUGGAAAAUCGAUUAUAAUGAGUUAGCUUUGGGCCAUGUGAUCGGACGCGGAGAGUUUGGUGAAGUACAAAAAGGUGAAUGGCACCAAAAAAAUGGAAAUGUUGUAAUGAUAGCAGUUAAACGGUUAACGGUUGUUGAUCAAGCGCUUUCCGAAUUUGAACGAGAAACACGGGCCAUGCAGGAUUUAAGAAGUACGUAUCUCGUUUCAUUGUUCGGCACAUCAAUCGAUCCCAUUACACAUGAGAAACUAAUGAUCACCGAAUUCAUGGAGCAAGGCGAUCUUAAAUCUUAUCUCAAAAGCCAGUCUACCGCGAUAAGUGAUCACAGACUCAUGCAGUAUGCAGGGCAGACAUGUCGUGGUAUGGCCUAUUUGGAACAGCAUAACUAUGCUCAUCGAGAUUUGGCAUGUAGAAAUAUCUUACUUACGAACAACAAUGUGAAAAUAGCUGAUUUUGGACUGUCGCUGCUCGUCACCAAUAAUGAAAAUAAUGACAUUAGACGUAUCAUUCAACAACAAAAACUCCCUUUUCGGUGGACAGCACCCGAGAUAUUUAUUGACACUUCUAAAUAUUCUCUAAAAUCUGAUAUAUGGGCAUAUGGUAUUGUUCUUAUAGAAAUGUGGACGAAAGGUGAUGAUCCUUAUCCGGGCAAACAUCCAGAAUGGAUAAGAAGCGCAGUUCAAGAUGGAAUUAUACACGAAAGACCCGAUACUUGUCCAAAAAAUAUCUAUGAUCAAGUUAUUAAGCGAUGUUUCGCGAGAGACCCGAAUGAGCGACCAGCAUUUGCACAUUUAUCUCAAAUAUUGAACAAAAUUGCCAUCUAG
This is a messenger RNA of Didymodactylos carnosus, 1551 nucleotides long. The record is from the annotation of a GenBank genome assembly. NCBI's taxonomy places the organism in Eukaryota, Metazoa, Rotifera, Eurotatoria, Philodinida, Philodinidae.